This is a messenger RNA of Pseudocercospora fijiensis CIRAD86, 918 nucleotides long. RefSeq lists its product as uncharacterized. The transcript has a single exon. The record is from RefSeq and is a predicted model, not a curated record. The coding region runs from base 1 to 918 and encodes 305 amino acids. Lineage: Eukaryota; Fungi; Ascomycota; Dothideomycetes; Mycosphaerellales; Mycosphaerellaceae.
AUGGCCAGCCCACAAGGAGCUGGCACGCACUUUGCUCUUCCACCCACACCGAAACCUGCGAGUAUGCCUUCCACGGCAGGCGGCGCUGCUGGCGCCAUCAAGACCGACCAAUUGAUGCCUCAAAAUGUCGCUAACCAGAAUCCUGUUCCAAACGAAGACCAGCCGUUCCGAUUCAUGGACUUACCGCGCGAGAUGCGCGACAACGUCUAUGUGCACCUCAAAAAAGAUUCGAAGAUUUGCCGUAAGGACGCGAUAGAGCUAUUCCUUGAGGCUGGACCACGCCUGACCCUCCUUCUGGUCAACCAUCAGUUCAGCAAGGAAUAUCUGGAGUCCGUCGUCCGAGAUGCGAAGCUUGUUGGGACGGAUUGCGAGGACCCAGAGGCUGAUGUGGAAUCCAUUGUCCCGUUCAAGAUAGACGCGGCCCAGCACGCAGAAUUCAAACUCGCCAGAGUGGCCACCUUACACUCGAUAGCUCUUUGCAAUCAGACUUGCCAUCAGACUGCAGUCCACAACAAGUGCAACGCUAAGCUUGAGCUCGAAAACCAUGUGUCGUGGAUUUCGAGCUUGACUGUGGGCCUGUCGCAGCUAAAACACAUUGAAGUUGUGAUCAUGGUGUGUAUGGCGGACGAGAAUACUUUGCGGAAGGAUGCAGAUGUAGAGUCCAUUACGGAAGAGUGGCCGGUGGAUGUGCGUGGACACAGUCUUGCGGCAGUCUUGCAGGAGUGUACGCCUAAACUCCAAAAUGCGGCAACCACAAUCAAGGUCUAUUGCCGGAGCAUGAAUUCGCGAGAAUAUGGAGAAAUUACAUGGGCCGAGCUCGAUGUGGCUAAGGCGUACUGCACCUGGACCAGUGCAGAUGGCUGGACCGCGGGCGUGGGAAAAGGGCAGGGAGAUGAAAAAGACGGAGAAACUGCUUGA